AUGCCGAAGCGGACCGAAGAUCGGCCUCCGCCGCCGAGAGGGUUAAGGCCACCGAGUCGGCGGCUGGAGCGGCCGCGGGAGGACCGGGGAGGCGGGGAGGGGGCGGAGAAGGCUCUGCAGCCCGCGGAAGAGGAGCGGGAAGCCGCGGAGAGAGACGCCUCUCUUCAUACCCAAGGGACUAAAGGCAUCAUCACCCAGUCAGAGGUGCAGGGGAAAGAGAUGGAAGAGCAGAACCCAGAAGGACCUGGAACUGGCAAGGCAGAAACUGAAAGCCUCCAUCCCACCCAAACCAAGAGUGAUGUUGAAUUCUGGGACUGCCCGGUGCCAAUUAUCCAUGAUCAGCUCACUGCCAUCUCAGAUGUACAUCGCCAACGCUUCCGGCAAUUCCACUACCGGGAGGCCGAUGGGCCCCGAGAGGUCUGCAGCCAGCUCCAUGGACUUUGCAGCCAGUGGCUGAGGCCGGAGAGGCGCACCAAGAAGCAGAUUGUGGACCUGGUGAUCCUGGAGCAGUUCCUGGCCAUUCUGCCCCAGGCAAUGCAAAGCUGGGUCAGAGGAUGUGGGCCGGAGACCAGUUCCCAGGCGGUGGCCCUGGCCGAAGGUUUCCUCCUGAGUCAGGCAGAGGAGAAGAGGCAAGCAGAACAGAUGUGGGCACCAUCCGUGAAGACAGAAGCUGCAAUUCCUGAGGCAGAAGGAGCUUCUUUGGAGCAAGGGCAGAGGGCACAGGCCACGGAGCAGGCCCAAGAUGCCCUCUGCUGUGUACCAAGCAGUGAAGAGAUGCUGUUGAGUGUUCCUCUUUUCAGAGAUGUGAAAACGACUGCUGCAGCUCCAGUCCAGGGUCCCUUUUCCUUUGAGGAGGUGUCCGUCUCUUUCACGGAGGCUGAGUGGGCCCUGCUGGAUCCAGGACAAAGAGCUCUGUACAGGAAAGUCAUGCUGGAGAACUAUGGGAGCGUGGCCUUUCUGGAAAUGAGAAGUAUAAGAAAGACAGUGGUGGAAACAGACCAUGGCUUUGCAUCCAAAGAAAGGCUGGAGAGUUCAACAAGAGGAUCCGAAGAGCAUAUUUCCUUCCCAAAUGAGCUGGCUGAGACAGAGGAUGAUCAGAGAAAUGAGGAGGACGAGGAACUUCAUCAGCAAAUGCCAGUCAGAGUUAAAAAUGGCUUGAAAGGAAACGUCAGUUUUCGAGGCCUACCUGAGAGAAAGUACGGUGGCCAUAUGGCUGAGAAUCAAGAUGGAAGAAAGCAUAACAUAACUAAGCACAUGAUAAUGAAGGCAAGUAAAUCCGUUAAGUGUGGAAAAACCCACACAAGGGAGAAACCAUUUGAAUGCUCAGAGUGUGGAAAGAGAUUCAGUCAGAGCGGCAAUCUUCAAGCCCAUCAAAGAACCCACACAGGGGAGAAACCUUUUGUAUGUUCAGAGUGUGGAAAGAGAUUCAGUACGAGUGCGUAUCUUCAACGGCACAAAAGAACCCACACAAGGGAGAAACCUUUUGAAUGCUCAGAGUGUGGAAAGAGAUUCAGUUGGUGUAGCGAUCUCCAACGGCAUCAAGUAACCCACACGGGAGAGAAACGUUUUCAAUGCUCAGAGUGUGGAAAGAGAUUCAGUCAAUGUGUCAGUGUUCAACUGCAUCAGAGAACCCACACAGGGGAGAAACCUUUUGAUUGCUCAGAGUGUGGGAAGAGAUUCAGUCGGAGUAGCAGUCUUCAAGAGCAUCAAAGAACCCACACAGGGGAGAAACGUUUUGAAUGCACAGAGUGUGGAAAGAGAUUCAGUCAGAGUAGUCAUCUUCGAAACCAUCGAAGAACCCACACAGGGGAGAAACCUUUUGAAUGCUCAGAGUGUGGGAUGAGAUUCAGUCGGAGUUACACUCUCCAACAUCAUCAAGUAACCCACACAGAGCAGAAACCAUUUGAAUGCACAGAGUGUGGGAAGAGAUUCAGUUGGAGUUGCAGUCUUAAAGAGCAUCAAAGAACCCACACAGGGGAGAAACCUUUUGAAUGCUCAGAGUGUGGGAAGAGAUUCAGUCGGAGUAUCAGGCUUCAGCUGCACCAAAGAACCCACACAGGGGAGAAACCUUUUGAAUGCUCAGAGUGUGGGAUGAGAUUCAGUCGGAGUUACACUCUCCAACAUCAUCAAGUAACCCACACAGAGCAGAAACCAUUUGAAUGCACAGCGUGUGGGAAGAGAUUCAGUCAGAGAAGCAAUCUUCAAGUCCAUCAAAUAACCCACACAGGGGAGAAACCUUUUGCAUGCUCAGAGUGU
This is a messenger RNA of Heteronotia binoei (common prickly gecko), 2256 nucleotides long. RefSeq names its product zinc finger protein 436-like. NCBI's taxonomy places the organism in Eukaryota, Metazoa, Chordata, Lepidosauria, Squamata, Gekkonidae. The annotation marks the transcript as partial. The transcript has 9 exons. Gene Ontology annotation, biological process: regulation of transcription by RNA polymerase II. Gene Ontology annotation, molecular function: RNA polymerase II cis-regulatory region sequence-specific DNA binding; DNA-binding transcription factor activity, RNA polymerase II-specific. The record is from RefSeq and is a predicted model, not a curated record.